AAUAACACGCAGCCAUUUGGGAUUCAAGCGUUUUGUAGUAGCGGCAUCAAAGCUGCCGUGUCCCGUAAUGUCCUUUAGCGAUGUCUACAGCCUCUAAAGUGGUUCUCGGGUUAUCCGUGGUACUGACCGUGGGCACCGUAGCGGGAGUGCACAUCAAGCAGAAUUGGGACAGACAGAGGCUGCGAGAAGGAGUGCUGCGAGACCUGGAGCGUGUGGAGAGGAAGCUCGAGAACCAGCGAGCCCUCGAGGAGCAGAUCCGCCUGACCACGGAGCUCGUGGCACACCGAGAGCAACAGGAAGCCGGCGAGACGGCCGGCAGCAAUUGA
Messenger RNA from Ictalurus punctatus (channel catfish), 326 nucleotides. RefSeq names its product protein PET117 homolog, mitochondrial (gene pet117). Lineage: Eukaryota; Metazoa; Chordata; Actinopteri; Siluriformes; Ictaluridae. The record is from RefSeq and is a predicted model, not a curated record. Gene Ontology annotation, biological process: mitochondrial respiratory chain complex IV assembly. Bases 81 to 326 code for a protein of 81 amino acids. Gene Ontology annotation, cellular component: mitochondrion. The transcript is spliced from 2 exons.